Molecule: messenger RNA, 3191 nt
Organism: Electrophorus electricus (electric eel)
Lineage: Eukaryota; Metazoa; Chordata; Actinopteri; Gymnotiformes; Gymnotidae
Gene: scgn
Product: secretagogin, EF-hand calcium binding protein
Biological process (GO): regulation of presynaptic cytosolic calcium ion concentration; regulation of long-term synaptic potentiation
Cellular component (GO): cytosol; dendrite; terminal bouton
Molecular function (GO): calcium ion binding
Source: RefSeq, a predicted model, not a curated record
AAAGCGGUGGUCUUGCGGUAGUGCCGCACCAUUCCCCUCCGUCUGUGAAGAGCGUUAGCUGACUUCAGCUCCGACUUGAGAAAUGGACUGCGCUUUUGAUAAUUUAGACGCUGCUGGAUUUAUGCAGAUCUGGCAACACUUUGACGCAGACGAUAAUGGCUACAUUGAAGGAAAGGAGUUGGACGACUUUUUUCGUCAUAUGAUGGCAAAAUUGGGUCCCGGGGAUAAGAUAACCGAGGAGAAGGUGCAGCAGCUGAAGACCAGAUUCAUGUCUGCCUAUGAUGUAACUACCGACGGACGCCUGCAGAUCCAGGAGCUGGCUAAUAUGAUCUUGCCGGAGGAUGAGAACUUCCUGUUGAUAUUCCACCGAGAGGCUCCUCUGGACAGCAGCGUGGAGUUCAUGAAGAUCUGGAGAAAGUAUGAUGCCGACAGCAGCGGGUACAUUUCGGCACUGGAACUGAAGAACUUCCUGCAGGAACUGUUUAAACAGCACAAAAAGAAUCUGCCCUCUAACAAGUUGGACGAGUACACCGAUGCUAUGAUGAACAUAUUUGACAAAAACAAAGAUGGCCGGUUGGAUCUCAAUGAUUUGGCCCGGAUCUUGGCAUUGCGGGAAAACUUCCUGUUACAGUUCAAGAUAGACGCGAACAGCCAAGCUGAGAGGAAGCGAGACUUCGAGAAGAUCUUCGCCCAUUAUGAUGUCAGUAAGACAGGUGCUCUCGAAGGUCCGGAGGUGGAUGGAUUUGUCAAAGACAUGAUGGAGCUGGUCAGGCCCAGCAUCAGCGGGCCUGAGCUGGAUCAGUUCCGGGUCGUGCUUCUGCGCCACUGUGACACUAAUAAAGACGGAAAGAUCCAGAAGAACGAGCUGGCCCUUUGCCUCGGGAUGAAACCCAAACCUUAGACAGCACACGUUGCUAUGGUGAAGCAGUGUGUAGUGAUGAUACAAAACUGCAGUGACACGUGAAUAUUCGGCAAUGUGAGAUGUAGGCUGAUUAUUAUGUAUUUGAAUAUCGUUAUAUUAAAAAUUAUAUAGUUGUGUUGUAGGUUAGGAUGUGGAUUGGCAUUGUUGUAAGGCCACCUUACAGGACACAUAUGAUAGGCUGAAAGGAUUUUCAGGACACAUGAGAUAGGCUGAAAGGAUUUAGACUGAAUACAUGGACUGGCUCAAUCAGUGUCCAGAUAAAAGACUAUAAUUAAUUCCCUAAAUGUAACAGAACUUAAUGAAUCCCCUGAAUGAAACCAAACAAUGAAUUUCCUGAAUGCAACUGUCCCUUAAUGAAUUUUCCAAACGUAUCUGGUUUAUUUAACUCGCACUUUUUCAAAGAUAAGACAUGAACGUGGCAUACCAUCCUGGUGUGGAUUUAUUAUGCUGAGAUGUGUGUGGAUUAAAGAAUUGACUUAAGGACAAUGUUUGGAGUCAGACUUUAAGCAGAAACAAGGACAACUGUUCAAAAGCUUCCCUCUAGGCUGAACCGCCUCCAUAUUCCCUCUGCGCUGGACGUACACCUAAUGAUGCAUUAUAUUUCUACUAGUGCCGGGAAACCAGUGCGUGAGGUGACCACUGACUGGCUAUGAGACAGAGAAUCUCUGCUUUCUGAUGGUGUGUGUAUGCGAGUGAAAGCAAUUUUGCGCCAGCUGUUAACCUGUUGAAAGGCGCAGGCUCUGCCCAGGGGCUGUUUACAGUGUCUCUUAGACGGUUAGUACUCAUAGAGGCCUAGUAUACCAGCUGCCCCAAGGUAAACAUAAACAAAGGUAGAUGGGGUGUGUGUAGAGAUGUAUAUACAUUCUGUAUAUUGCAAACUUAUAAUUAUUGAUGUGACUCGUGGAUCCAUAAUUGUGAAGCCAGAGACAAUUUCAACGUACUGGAAAUAGCUGCUUGAAGAUUUAAACUACGCUGUUGUGUUUUGAAAAUAUUACUGAAAGCCAUGAUUUCUUGCCCUAGAAUUUAAUUCUGUCAAUUGCACCGAACAAGCAAGAUGCAUCGACUCGAUAAUAGGUUCCAUUUCGGUAUUUUAAAAGAAGCAAGAAAAGAAUUUGAAGAAAAUAGAGGAAAAAAAAAAAAUUCAGUGAGUCAGCGGUCAUAGUUUCGCCGAGAGAGCACGUAUCCAUAGAAACCUGUCGGGAGAAAAGGAUGCAAGGACGCACGGUCUAAUUUAAACCCGGGUGAAUCUCUUUUAAAGGAAAAAGUAUCUUUAGCUCAAAAGAAAAGCAGAAAUUUUUCUCUACAACAGCUGUAGCUGUAAAGACGGCGCCUGGUUGAAUUUCUGAAUCAACAGGCUAGAUUGCAAUUCGCGUUCAGCCUAUCAUUGGGUCCGUAGAGUCGACUGGAAAGUUCUCGACCUUCUGUGCUGUCCUAUUUCAGACCAUGACGUGACAUACAGCCACAUAUUGUAUUGUAUAAUUAUUGUAUAAUUAUAAUGGACAAGAGAUAUGUUUGAUAGCGCGUUUGGGACCACGCACUGGUGUACCGCCCCAUUUCCUAUUACCGGACAUCGAUGCCUCAUGUGUUGAAUAUACGUAGAAGGUUUAAAUGUAUCUUAGAUUCACGAAUCUGUUCACUUAUAUUAAUUGGACUGAAUGGAGUGGCAAAAAACCGACUCCAGAUCCGCACAUAAAUAUUGCUGUACUUGUGUGUGUGUGUUUGUUAGCACUUCUAAUUAUUUAGCGCGCACCAGUCGGUGACAAGGUACUGGUUCCCGCAGAGAGAAACCGCUUGUCUGUCUCCCUGCAGAUUAUAUGAACUAUAAUCGGUCAUUCUCACAGACCAUCUAAUGUGCAAUCCAAGUGCGUUUUCUGCGCGGCAACCCAUACGUCAUUGUUUCAGUUCUGAUCCCGCAGGCGCCACGUGUCCGGGCGGCCCCGCGUCUAUAAACACGUGCGACGCCAGUGAAACAGCUCGUGCAUCGCGUUGCUCGGUCACUUCCUGUGCUAAAUGUCUGCCCGUGCCCAUUUUAAUGAUGGCUGAUGGCACAGUCCCAAAGGCAGCUUACUGCGAUGAUAAGCUGUUUGACUUUCAGCGCCUUUUCACAAUGAGCCUAAUAAAACGUAAUGCACUGCGAAACAUGCUCCGUUUAUUUAGAGAGGAGGUUUACAAUACUGUUACAAUUAAAAUUUUAAUUACUUUGCCAUUUCCUGCAAUGUUGCAUCACUGUACCCGCUGCCUUUCGUAUAAACAUAACAUUUGCGAUGAA